Thunnus maccoyii (southern bluefin tuna) is the source of this 1507-nucleotide messenger RNA. It is a transcript of the gene f3a, whose product is annotated as coagulation factor IIIa. The transcript is spliced from 6 exons. Gene Ontology annotation, cellular component: membrane. Gene Ontology annotation, biological process: blood coagulation. The record is from RefSeq and is a predicted model, not a curated record. Gene Ontology annotation, molecular function: protein binding. NCBI's taxonomy places the organism in Eukaryota, Metazoa, Chordata, Actinopteri, Scombriformes, Scombridae. The coding region runs from base 127 to 1008 and encodes 293 amino acids.
ACCCGCACAGAGGGAAAGGAUCAUAGAAGACACACGAUCAACCACCACGUUACUUCUACGAAGGACUGAAGAGAGAGACAGCAGAAUCCUCUUCACUGGACUACAUUACCUUUAAUUUAAGCUGACAUGGAGACAAUAAGACUACCCGCAGCCUCUCUGGCUCUCUUUAUUCUCCUCUUUCUCUUCACAAACUCAGCUUCAGGUUCCUAUCCCAGAGCACAGAAUGUCACUUGGAAAUCCACUAACUUUAAAACCAUACUGACCUGGGGUCCAGAACCAUCAGCGGAUUACUCCUACACUGUGCAGUUCUCUGUGGUUGGUCAGGACAAAAAGAACGACCCUAACUGCUUCCGGAGAUCGGCAACAGUGUGUGAUCUGUCCAGCUCUCUGAAAGAUCCGAAGGCCUGCUACACAGCUGAUGUCCAGUCUGAACCACCGCGGGGGGAGACCUCUGAUGUCAUUGAGCCCCCCUACACCAGCUCACCACGAUUCUGCCCCUACAAAGACACUGAUAUAGGCAGACUUGACUUCAAGCUGGAGGUGAGCGCAAACAAAAAGACCACACUGUAUGUGACUGACCCACUCACUGCCGUGUUUAAAGAUGGUCGCCAGCUGAACAUCAGGGAUAUCUUCGCAGAUGACCUGGCAUAUAAAGUCACCUAUCGUAGAAAUAAGAGCACUGGCAAGAAAGUGCACUUCUCCAAGACCAAUGUGAUAGAGCUGCCUGAUCUGGACCGAGGUGAGAGCUACUGUUUCAACGUCCAGGCCUACAUCUCCAGCCGCAGCCCCAAUAAACAGCUGGGAGAGCUGAGCCAGACCAAGUGCUCCGAAGACAAAGACCUGUCCAUCUUUGAAGAGUACUCAGUGGGUGUGAUCGCUGGUGCCAUCUUAGUCAUCUUGCUGCUGAUUGCUAUCAUCAUCGCUGUCACAGUGAUCUGCUGCAACCGCAGGAAGAACGCUGAAGGACGAAGAAGUGGAAAAGAAGGAGUUCCACUCCAGAAUGUCUAGAAUGUGUAUUCCAACACAUCACUGUGGGACCAUGCGGUACAGCUGGCCUGGAUGGAUCAGGAUCUAGUAUAACAUUCCACUGUCAAACACCGGAAUCAAUCCUUCCUUAGUUUCUGUGAAACUGCCUCUGAUCCUGUCAGGCAUAUUUUAUUCUUUCUAUAUCAUUUCAUGCUGCAGAUGAAGAGACUUUUGGAAAACACUGUUUGAACACUGCUGUACACAAAUCAUAUUGCUGAAGCUGUAAUAUUUCAUUCAUUGUCUUUUGGUGAGCGGUACUUCUGAUGACUUUAGAUAAACACUACCAACUGUUCCUAUUUAUUUCACUUUACUGUGAACUUUCUAACUUUAAAUGCUUUUUGGGGAGAAAUCUACACUUCAUGGGAUCAAGACCUAGUAUAUUUUAUUUUUGUAUCAAAUGCUUAAUUUAUUGUGUUCAAUGGGAAUUAACAUAUUUGUAAAUAUUGAUAUUUUUAGCUGUUUUAUACUUCUGAUUGUUGCA